Molecule: messenger RNA, 1302 nt
Organism: Cloeon dipterum
Lineage: Eukaryota; Metazoa; Arthropoda; Insecta; Ephemeroptera; Baetidae
Product: forkhead box protein O-like
Exons: 2
Coding region: 1-1302 (433 amino acids)
Biological process (GO): regulation of transcription by RNA polymerase II
Cellular component (GO): nucleus
Molecular function (GO): RNA polymerase II cis-regulatory region sequence-specific DNA binding; DNA-binding transcription factor activity, RNA polymerase II-specific
Source: RefSeq, a predicted model, not a curated record
AUGCACAAAGGAGAUGAACAGCAACCACCUCCAACGGCAGACCCCCAAGAAAGGAAUGAACGUCGUACACAGCCACCAAGUCACUCAAAUGCGGAACCAUCUACUUCUUAUCAGGACCGAUCUGCACCAGUGAAGCAACCAUCUUACAAUCAACAGCGACCGCAGCAGCAGCAGCACAAUGAAGCUAACAAGAAGUUGGGAAAAGUGACGAAGAACACAAGCCGGAGGAACGGAUGGGGCAACUUGAGUUACGCGGAAUUGAUAACUAAGGCCAUAUUAUCUUCGGAAGACCAACGACUCACUCUUUCAGAAAUUUAUGACUAUUUGAUCAGAACGAUUCCGUACUUCGCUGAGAGGAGUAGCCCGUCUGCCUCUGCAGGUUGGAAGAAUUCUAUCAGACACAAUCUAUCGCUGCAUAAUCGCUUUCAACGCACGCACAACGAGAAUUCCAGCAAGUCCUCUUGGUGGAGCAUAAACUUUAACGAAAUGAGUGGAAAGAGUAACCGCAAGCGGGGCACCAACCCCGAGAAGAAGCGCGGAAAAAAAGGCGAACCUAAUCCAGUUUCUCGAUCACGCACAGUGCAGAUGAGCAACCCACAGAGAGUUCCACGGAACUGCUAUCCACCUCCAGAGGACAUAGUCAUCCCUAGAUCAACGCAGACAUCUGUCGGAAACAACUUUGGAAUCCAGAAUCAACUGCCGCACUAUGAAAACAACGCAUACUACCCAAAUUCACAUUUCAACAAUGGUGGUGGAGAAAUGAAUUAUCAGCAACCUCCGCAACCUCCCGGAAUAUACGCGCAGCAAAUUCAACCUCCACGAGAGCAGAUGCCAAUGCAGAAUCAUUUAAUAUCAGAGUUGCCAGGGCAGAGACAGAUACCAAUGACGCAACCCGGAAUGCCCUUUCAACAGCAGGAGUAUCUACAGAUGGCACCGCUGCAAAAUCCACCUAUGGAGCAGCAGUACUUUUCAUCGGCACCUAAUAUCUACUCGCAGGAAGAUGGUACUUUUGAACAGUAUCCGCCAAACUAUUGUACAAUACACGGAAAUCAUGGUUUUUGUAAUGAUUGCAACGAGCCGCAGCCGUUGCCCGAAAGCAAUUUGUCCAAUGUUGAUGAAAUUAGAUAUGUGUAUGGACCUCCGAAUAAUGAAGAUAUUGCAAAUUACCAAAAUUACGAUGGUGCAAUUCAACACUUUGCGGAAAUUUCCAAUGCCGAUGAUCCAUCCACCAAUACACCAAAUCAAGAUGAGAAUGACCUCCCUGAUGAAGCUGGUCCUUCUAACAAACGUCCCGAAGCAUAA